Molecule: messenger RNA, 1357 nt
Organism: Scomber scombrus (Atlantic mackerel)
Lineage: Eukaryota; Metazoa; Chordata; Actinopteri; Scombriformes; Scombridae
Product: THAP domain-containing protein 5-like
Exons: 4
Coding region: 296-1153 (285 amino acids)
Molecular function (GO): sequence-specific DNA binding
Source: RefSeq, a predicted model, not a curated record
CAGAGCCCGGGCAGGAGAAGCAUGGAGGAGGAGAUGAUGAACCACACUGCAUGAGUGUGCAUCUCUCCAAAAUAAGACGAUCCGAUACGUAUCUAGAUCAGGCGGCGAGUUCCGGUCCAACGCGGAAGUAACUUAAAACGGCAUUCUAUCAAAAGGCCAUCAGGGGGCGACCGUUUUGGUGUCAAAGGGACUUCCGUCUCGAUACAAGUCAUUGGAGCAUUCACCAGCUUCCCACGACAGUUUUCUGAGUUCAGACUUUUGUGGACCACUGUCGUAACAUUUCAGUCGCCUAAAAAUGACCUGUGCGGCUUUUGGAUGUACUAGCAGAUACAUUAAGGAUUCGGGUAUUCAGUUAUUUCGAUUUCCUUUUCGUGAUCAGCCCAGGUUGAAGCAAUGGGUAAUCAACAUAAGGAGAAAGGACUGGACCCCCAACAUGCAUUCACGUAUGUGCAGUGUGCACUUUACGGAGGACCAGUUCUACGCACCUCUGGGCAAGAGGAGGCUAAAGAAAACCGCUGUUCCUACCAUUUUCAACUUUCCACCACAUCUGAUGAAAAAAACCACUCCAAGGCCCACGCGGACCAGGUUGGUAAGUAUGACUAUGAAGGUAAGUGACAGUUUGGUUUGUACAUCUGCCCCUUCAUGCUCUUCAUCCAGCAAUCUUGCACAGCCUCACAACAAGCCGGAACCUGUUAAACCUUCAUGUUCUGUGUUAAAUGAUGAGGCUGUUGCUGAUUUUGACAUAGUGAGAGAUAGUGGUAGCAAUCCUGAUCAUAACAAUGCCAUUGUGGAGGAAAACACUGAUGAGAAGACCAAUGUUGUUGACAGUGUUCUUGAUGAUGACAUUGUGAUGGUUGUUAUAGAUUCUGAUAUAGAGGAGGCUUACAACAAUGACAUAAUUGAGCGUACCACAAGAGAAGACUCAAAAUCAAUUAGGCUUGAUCAUAACUACAGCUCCACAACACAAAAGCACAAUGUUCCUGUGUUAGAUGAGUCUCCCAGAACACUUAAACGUCAGGCAAAUGCAGUACAGGAUAAGCUUGUUGCGGUUCGCAAAAAGCUUAGAUUGGAGCAACAGCAGACAAGGAGAUUGAAGUCAAAACUCUCGUCCUUGAAAGCUGUGACAAAGGUUCGUCUGACUGAUCCCCAGUGAAUGUGCAGCUCUUCUGGAUUCUAUAAAUGAUGCAUUACUUAUUUACAGCAAUGUACCUCAAGAAGAUGAUCAAAGUAGUGACUUACAUUAGUUGACACUGCAGUUCAUUAUAAAAUUUAAUUUGCUGCACAAAUGAGCUCGGCUAAUAAAUUAUUUUAUUAAAGUAAAACAUGACCACAGUCCUUUCUUGAAAUACAUGGAAAA